Molecule: messenger RNA, 2211 nt
Organism: Glycine soja
Lineage: Eukaryota; Viridiplantae; Streptophyta; Magnoliopsida; Fabales; Fabaceae
Product: probable beta-1,4-xylosyltransferase IRX9H
Exons: 5
Coding region: 534-1835 (433 amino acids)
Biological process (GO): glucuronoxylan biosynthetic process; plant-type secondary cell wall biogenesis
Cellular component (GO): Golgi membrane
Molecular function (GO): xylosyltransferase activity; galactosylgalactosylxylosylprotein 3-beta-glucuronosyltransferase activity
Source: RefSeq, a predicted model, not a curated record
UUCCUUUUUUGUUUUGUUUUUUUUUUUCUGGAUUUAUUUUCUUUUCUUGUUUGAAGUUCCUUCCUUUUAGAUCUAAGACCAGCACAGAUUCCUGAAAUCACAGUUAGUUUGACUCACCCUCGACCCUAGAACUAGUUGCGUCAGAAGGGUAUCACUCAAAGCUCAACUUUGCCAUAGUUCUACCUUUUUAAUGCCCCACUUGUUUGGAAAGUUGGAACAAUCAUGCCGCUUCAUUCUGCUUCGCUGUCAUUUGGGUAACUCAACUUGUUCCAAACUUCCAGUGUCAAUUGUUAAGUUGCUAAAAAUGCUAUCUUGAGCAAGACACCUUGAUAUUUGCUUUAUUUCGCACCUUUGGCUCUGUAACAUGAUCAUCUGGAAGCUCUUGGCAAAUGCCAAUAGGUCAUGACAAUUGUUGUUUUUGACUUUGAAAGACAAGAAGUUUAUGAUUGUUUUGGAAUUUGGAUACGUUCCUGCCAUAACUGUAUUCACAGUGCUCAUUUGGGGAUACUAAACAUUGGUUUGGGUUUCUGUUAAUGGCAUCUGUUAGAAGAACCUUGUCUCCCGUGCCUAGAGCUGGAACUGUAGCAAAUGGAGAAGUGUGUUCAGUAGCUUCUCCCUUGUCGAAGUCCUCAUCGAGUCCUCAGAACUUCUCACCAUCGGUUGGAUUGGACUACCGUGCACUUGUGUUUGGUGUUUUCUCCCCAAGGUCUUUCAGGGCUUUGGAGAGAUCAAAGCCACGGGGGCAGCUUUGGAGGAAGAUGCUUUUUCAUUUUUUCAUUUGCUUCGUGGUUGGUGUUUCUAUUGGACUCAUCCCACUUGCAUCGACACACAUGUCCGCAAAUCUCAUGCCAAAACAACAAGCCUUCUCCUUUGAGGUGAUAUCUGCAGUGGCAAAUUUCCAGCCAUUUGAAAAUGUAAAUUUAAAUGUGACCCCAUCAAUCAACGAGGCUGUGAAUUUUAAUGCUACUUUGUAUUCAACUGUGAAAGAACAGGAACUAAUAGAUGGAGUGGCAUAUAAUGUCUCCAACAGCCAAAUCAGUGAAAAUCCAUAUUUGGAGUCUCAGAAGCUUCUCAUAAUUGUAACCCCAACACACAAUCAUCUAUUUCAAGCAUAUUAUUUGCAUCGCUUGUCGCAGACAUUAAAAUUGGUCCCACCUCCCUUGUUGUGGAUUGUUGUUGAGAUGACUUCCCAAUCUGAAGAAACUGCUGACAUCUUAUGGAGUAGUGGGAUUAUGUACAGGCAUCUCAUUUGUAAAACAAAUCUAACCAACCCAAGCCAUAGGAGCAUUCUUCAAAGAAAUGUUGCAAUGGCACACAUUGAAACUCAUCGUCUUGAAGGAAUUGUUUACUUUGCAGAUGAUGAUAACAUCUACUCAGUGGAACUCUUUCAGCAAAUGAGAGAAAUAAGGCGAUUUGGAACAUGGACUGUAGCAAGAUUAUUAGGGGAUAAAAGUAGCAUUGUCUUGCAAGGGCCCAUUUGUAAUGGAAGUCAAGUAAUUGGAUGGCAUACAGAUGAAUCAAAUGGGAAAUCUAAAAGAUUUCAUGCUGAAAUGCCGGGUUUUGCCUUCAAUAGUACAAUACUCUGGGAUCCAAAGAGGUGGCACCGCCCCACUCUUGAACCUAUCAGACAACUUGAUUCGGUCAAGGAAAGUUUGUGGGUUAGCACAUUGAUUGAGCAGGUGGUUGAAGAUGAAAGUCAAAUGGAGGGCUUAAUGGACAACUGCUCGAGAGUUAUGGUCUGGCAUAUUGAUCUUGAAUCAUCUUAUUCGUUCUAUCCUCAGAAGUGGAUUGUAAAGAACAACCUAGAUGCCAUUGUUCAUCUUCCACUUGUGUGAAGUCCUCAGAUGAAGAAGUGGAGAGCAGUAAAUUGUCAUCCUAAUUUGCCUACUCAGAUACUCCAUUUAAGGUGACACACUGCCACUCCGGCACGUGAUGGCGUAGUUGUCAAUUGUGACAAAGUCCAUUAAUUAAUGGUUCAUUUUCUCCCCUCUUAACAAUUUGUACAUUAUAAUAGUUAUACAGUUUCUGAGUUGUGCCACUCCAAUAUGUGGCACGUUUUGGAUUUUGUAGAGUUUGUGGCAGGGCAGGGGCAGGAAUGUGUCAUUUGGCCCCUGGUACUACCCUUAUCUGUUGUUACAAUUAAGCAAUCUCUCUUCUGUAAAAUUAUGAGAGGAAUUUUGAAUGCCAAAAUAUUUAACAAUUUUCACUGCA